CCACUUUGACCUACACGGUCGGUUUACGUUAAGUUCGAUUUAAGAUAUUACAAAACCGGUUAAGAGGUUUUCUUGUUGAUUAGGUUUGGAAUUGGAUCACCAGUAAACCGGCAUCGGCUUAGACUCUACUAAUAACGCGGGGAAAAAAAAAAGAAAACAAAAGGCUAUAAUUGGUUUAACUAAACCGGAUCGCCGACAUUUAGUAAGAUUUUCCCUUUUUUUUUGGACAACAGAAUCGAAAUAAGAUUUUUCUUAUUUUAUUACCGUUUACGUAGAAUCCAAUCCAUCACUAAUUUGUUGACUUAUAUAUAUACUGAGAGAGAGAUCAGAGUCCAUCGAUCACUUUGCUUUGUCCACACGCUAAACAAAACAAAAAAAAUCAACCUGAGUCUAUUUUUUUCACGAACGAGAAUGGUGAAAGGUACAAAGAGGAAGGCUACGAUGGAGAGAAUCACGAAACGCGAAUCUGCGGCAACGACUUUCACGAAACGAAGCUUCGGUCUCCAUAGCAAAGUCGCACAGCUCUGUCUUCUCAACGGCGCACAGAUCGCAGUGUUGGCAACACCUCCUUCUGCCAACUCCAACGUAAGCUUCUUCUCCUUCGGUCACUCUUCGGUUGACUCCAUCGUUACCGCUUUUCUCAAGGGAGAGAGACCUGCUGUCCGAGAAGAAAUAGAUGAUCACGAGGAGGACCUUGGGAUUUGUCUCGCAAGAAAAGAGUUAGGGUUGCCUCAGUGGUGGGAGGACGAUUCUUUUCUCAAAUCUAAGAAUCCCCAAGAACUGUCCCAUGCCAUCACCUCAAUGUCUAGGUUGUUGUCAAAAAUCAAUGAGUUGCGUGCUCAAGACGCAGAGGCAGAGCCUCCUCUGAAGAAACAGAAGAAGAAGAAGAACGAGGAGACAAUGAAGAAAACAGAACCCACGGUGGAACAAACCCUAGUUCUCCCGUCCGGUUCCAGUGACAAAACCCUAGAUUACAACAACAAUAAUGUUAUGAGAGAUGAGGAGCUUGAUCAGAUCAUGUCUACUUGUGAUAGUUUUGGUCUCCCACACAACAACAACAAUGACUCCUUGGACGAGAUUGAUUUUGAUCAACUAAUUGAUCUUGACUUCGAUUUUGAUUUUCAGUCUAUGAAUUCUUCUGACAACAACGAGACCAUGAAGAUGACAGAGCCCUUGGAUCAACCCCUCCUUCUCCCAUACGAUAUUUGUGGCACUCCAGACAACAACACCUUUUCAACUGGAGAGAUGAACUUGAUUGAUAUCCGUCAACUCAGUGGCUUUGACUUGGACACCAGUUCAGUAUUCGUUGGUGAUUCGCUUUUGGACUCUACAAUGAACUGCGUAGCUUCUGCUGAUGGGUUUAUGGAGGCUAACAGUAUUCAAGAGACUAAUAGUUCUGCAUUGAAUUCUGUGGCUUGUGAUGAUGAUGAUGCCUCUGCUGCUUUGAAUGAAGAAGACACCAACUUCUCUGAUUUUCUCACUCAAUUUCUGCAGUCUUGAAGAUAACAACAACACUAUAUGGUUUAUUAGUUAUUUUCAGUAACUUCUUUGUCUUAGUUACUUUUUAAUGUGUUUCACACUGAUGUAUGUAACAAAUGAAGGGUCUUGUUUGAUCUCUCAUCAAUUUUCCAUAUCGGUAGGGAAUUGAUCAGACUCAAACAGCUCACCUUCAGUUUUGGAUUAA
Brassica napus (rape) is the source of this 1684-nucleotide messenger RNA. RefSeq names its product agamous-like MADS-box protein AGL97. NCBI's taxonomy places the organism in Eukaryota, Viridiplantae, Streptophyta, Magnoliopsida, Brassicales, Brassicaceae. Gene Ontology annotation, molecular function: protein dimerization activity; RNA polymerase II cis-regulatory region sequence-specific DNA binding; DNA-binding transcription factor activity, RNA polymerase II-specific. Gene Ontology annotation, biological process: positive regulation of transcription by RNA polymerase II. The transcript has a single exon. The coding region runs from base 412 to 1500 and encodes 362 amino acids. The record is from RefSeq and is a predicted model, not a curated record.